Messenger RNA from Haliotis rufescens (red abalone), 894 nucleotides. RefSeq lists its product as uncharacterized. Bases 1 to 894 code for a protein of 297 amino acids. NCBI's taxonomy places the organism in Eukaryota, Metazoa, Mollusca, Gastropoda, Lepetellida, Haliotidae. The transcript has 2 exons. The record is from RefSeq and is a predicted model, not a curated record.
AUGAUUGUCAUCAGGGUGAAUGAGUCAGCCACACAGACACAUGUCAUCAGGGUGAAUGAGUUGACCACACAAAGGUGUUCAGCCACACAGACACUUGUCAUCAGGGUGAAUGAGUCGGCCACACAGACACACGUCAUCAGGGUGAAUGAGUCAGCCACACAGACACAUGUCAUCAGGGUGAAUGAGUCGACCACACAGACACAUGUCAUCAGGGUGAAUGAGUCAGCCACACAGACACAUGUCAUCAGGGUGAAUGAGUCAGCCACACAGACACAUGUCAUCAGGGUGAAUGAGUCGGCCAAACAGACACAUGUCAUCAGGGUGAAUGAGUGGGCCACACAAAGGUGUUCAGUCACACAGACACUUGUCAUCAGGGUGAAUGAGUCGACCACACAAAGGUGUUCAGUCACACAGACACAUGUCAUCAGGGUGAAUGAGUUGACCACACAAAAGUGUUCAGUCACACAGACACAUGUCAUCAGGGUGAAUGAGUCGACCACACAGACACAUGUCAUCAGGGUGAAUGAGUUGACCACACAAAAGUGUUCAGUCACACAGACACAUGUCAUCAGGGUGAAUGAGUUGACCACACAAAAGUGUUCAGUCACACAGACACAUGUCAUCAGGGUGAAUGAGUCGACCACACAAAGGUGUUCAGUCACACAGACACAUGUCAUCAGGGUGAAUGAGUCGACCACACAGACACAUGUCAUCAGGGUGAAUGAGUCGGCCACACAGACACAUGUCAUCAGGGUGAAUGAGUCGACCACACAGACACAUGUCAUCAGGGAGAAUGAGUCGGCUACACAAAGGUGUUCAGUCACACUGACACAUGUCAUCAGGGUGAAUGCGUCGGGCACAGAAAGGCACUGUAGCUCACCUGGACCAAACUGA